AUGUCUGGCGGGCUGGCGACCGCAUGCGGGUAUACAGAGCUAGCGUCUACGGAUGCUAGCUGGCAAUACAUGCGCCAGUCCGUGCGCAUCAGAAGUAGAGUACGAAAGAUCCAGCAGAGAGAGCAAAGGAGACUGCUGAGUGGAAUAGAAGAUGAGGAGAAAGGGAAACGAAGCCUGUCUUGCUCGUCAGCCCGAGCAAAGCACAAGCAUGGAAGGCUUGGCCUCGCACAUGUCUUCCUGUGA
Messenger RNA from Colletotrichum costaricense, 243 nucleotides. RefSeq lists its product as uncharacterized. The record is from RefSeq and is a predicted model, not a curated record. The transcript is spliced from 2 exons. NCBI's taxonomy places the organism in Eukaryota, Fungi, Ascomycota, Sordariomycetes, Glomerellales, Glomerellaceae. Bases 1 to 243 code for a protein of 80 amino acids.